AUGGAGCCGACUGAGCACAAGUCUGCCGAUGAGGAGGUUACACGUCUGCGAUGGCGGGCUGAAGACGAAGAAUCGGGCUAUCAGACAAGGAGCAGUCGUCCUGAGCUGAUCCGGACCGCUUCCGCUGCGUCCAGCGCGCAUGUCUCCGUCCACAGUCGUCAUAGGAGAACGAUUGUCGACCCUUCGGUCUCGUUGCCAAUCCACUAUCGAACUAUCUCAUUUGAUAUUGACGAAGCCAAGGAACGGGAGGAGCGUGAAAAAGCAAAAGCACAAAGUGGUGUCGCAGCAGAGCUUUCCCAUCUCGACUGGCAUACAACCUCCGUCGAAGAGCUCCAGAAACGAUGGCAGGUGGACAUCUCUCAGGGUCUCUCCCCGAACCAGGUCCAGGAACGGCUCCAUCAAUACGGCAAAAAUGCGCUGUCACCUUUGCCGCAUCAAUGGUUCUGGCAGAUAUUCGGCUACUUCUUCAAGGGAUUUGGUGCCAUUCUGCUGGUCGGAUGCAUUCUCGUGUUUAUUUCCUGGAAACCCCUCGGUCAACCCCCAGCUCUGGCAAAUCUUGCCUUAGCGAUCGUGCUUCUCGCCGUCUUUUUCAUCCAGGCAGCCUUCAAGGCAUGGCAAGACUGGUCCUCAUCUCGAGUCAUGGCAUCCAUUACGGCCAUGCUGCCAGAAAGCUGUCUGGUCAUGCGUGGUGGUUCACUCGUCGUAGUCUCAGCUCCAGAUAUUGUGCCGGGUGAUGUUGUGCAUCUCAAGGCGGGCAAUAAACUCCCAGCAGAUACCCGUUUUGUCGAGGUCUCGAAUGAUGCAUGCUUCGACCAAUCGAUACUCACCGGCGAAUCGCUUCCCAUCAACGGGACGGUGGACUCGACUGAUGAAAACUACCUCGAGACUCAUAACGUCGGUCUCCAAGGCACGCAUUGCGUCUCGGGAAGUGUUACGGGGAUUGUCGUGUCGACUGGAGACGUAACGGUGUUUGGUCGAAUCGCAAAGCUCACCAGUGAGCCGAAGAAGGGCUUGACCACCUUGGAGAAGGAAGUCUUACGUUUUGUCGCGCUCAUCGUGUUGAUCAUGCUGACCAUGAUUGCCGUCAUCAUUAUUGUCUGGGCUACCUGGCUGCGACGAGAUCACCCGGACUGGAUCAACGUUCCAACGCUAAUAGUGGACUGCGUCAGCGUCGCCAUCGCGUUUAUCCCUGAAGGCUUGCCGAUUGCCUUGACUGCCAACUUGACCAUCACUGCCAAUCUGAUGAGCAAGAACAAGAUUCUCUGCAAGUCGCUCAAGACGGUUGAGACCCUUGGCUCGGUAUCAGUGAUCUGUUCUGACAAGACCGGUACUUUGACCAAGAACAGAAUGUUCGUCACUGACUGUGCGGUGUCUAUCUCCACGUUCACCUCGGACGGAGCAAGAGACGAAAUGGUCCUCAAAGGAAAGGCAUCGGCGAUCCAUCAACUUCGAGCAGUUGCUGGUCUCUGCAACGCCGCCGAGUUUGACGCGGCCACCAUGAAUCUGCCCGUCCACGAGAGAAAGGUUAUCGGCGAUGCCACCGACCAGGCGAUUCUACGGUUCUCCGAAGGAUUGGGCCCCGUAUCCGAGCUGCGUAGCAUGUGGAAGAAGACAUAUGAUCUUGCCUUCAACAGCAAGAACAAGUUCAUGGUGCGGACAUUCAGUCAGGUGGACAGCGCAGGACUCGGCGACGUCAUGUCGCCCGCUGAGUCGACCCAAUUUGGUCAUGAUGAUACAUUGCUUACGAUCAAGGGCGCUCCGGACAUCCUCAUCGACCGCUGCACGCAUGUCGUGAGUGUUGAUGGCAGUGUGCAGGCUCUGAACGCCAGUACGCUCAACCGCUUGAAGCAGAUUAAAGACCAGUGGUCAAGUGAAGGCAAACGCGUGAUCCUCCUGGCCAGGAAAACCUUCUCAGCGGGCCAAAUACAGAGUUCGCCCUUCUCCCACUUCUUCGAAGCCGAAGUGAUGAACCAGAUCAAGAGCGGUCUUGUCUUAGUGGGCCUGGUCGGUAUUGUUGAUCCUCCUCGAGACGAGAUUCCGGACGUGAUCAGAACACUGAGGCGGGCGGGGAUCAGAAGCUUCAUGGUAACGGGUGACUUCGGCUUGACAGCUCUUGAGAUCGCGCGGCAGUGCGGUAUCGUUACCGCAGGAGUGCCUGUUGACGAUGCAACAGCCCUGGGGAGAUUUCCUUCACUCUGCCAGUACAAGGAAAUCGUGUUCUGGAGAACCACCCCGGAGCAGAAAUUGCGGAUUGUUCGCGAGUUCCAAGCGCGAGAGGAGAUUGUAGGAAUGACAGGAGACGGCGUGAACGAUGCUCCGUCGCUCAAGGCGGCUGAUAUCGGCAUCGCGCCGGGAAGCGGGUCAGAUAUCGCCAUCGAGGCGUCUGACAUGGUUCUUCUGGAUUCUUUCUCGGCUAUUGUGGAGGCCGUGCAGUACGGACGAGUUGUUUUUGAUAACUUGAAGAAGACAAUCAUCUACCUGCUUCCAGCUGGCUCCUGGUCCGAGUUCUGGCCGGUUAUGACCAGUGUGGUUUUUGGCCUUCCGCAGGUCUUGUCCUCUUUUCUGAUGAUCAUCAUCUGCUGCUUUACCGACUGCGCGGCGGCCACUGUUCUGGCGUACGAAGCUCCCGAAGCCGACGUGCUGCUUCGCCCGCCCCGUAAACCCAAGAAGGAACGCCUGGUAAACUGGAAGCUUAUCCUUCAGGCAUAUGGAGUCAUCGGCAUGCUGGAGACCCUGGCAUCGUUUGCCAUGGUCUACUGGUACCUGCAGCGCAAUGGCAUUCCAUUUUCCGCUCUCUGGUUCAAGUUCGGCGCGGUCCCAGCCAACGUCGAUCCUGACUGGUACACCGCACGACUGAACGAGGCCAGCUCGGUAUAUUUUAUCAACCUGGUUGUAAUGCAAUGGUUCAAUCUGAUGGCCAUCCGAACCCGCCGAUUGUCCAUCUUCUCGCACCCACCCGCCUUUAAUAAGAAAACACAAAAUCUGCUCUUGUUUCCGGCAAUCAUCUUUGCCUUGGGGAUUGCUGUGAUCUGGCUGUACAUUCCGCCCUUACAACGGGUGCUGGACACGACCAGCGUUCCAGUCGAGCACUACUUCCUGCCGGCUGCCUUUGGUCUGGGAAUCCUUGGCUUGGACGAGCUGCGCAAAGCCGCUGUGAGGAGAUGGCCACAUGGCAUUUUGGCCAAGAUGGCUUGGUAG
Messenger RNA from Aspergillus viridinutans, 3198 nucleotides. Its product is annotated as cation-translocating P-type ATPase. Gene Ontology annotation, cellular component: membrane. Gene Ontology annotation, biological process: intracellular potassium ion homeostasis; proton transmembrane transport; intracellular sodium ion homeostasis. Bases 1 to 3198 code for a protein of 1065 amino acids. Gene Ontology annotation, molecular function: ATP binding; P-type sodium:potassium-exchanging transporter activity; ATP hydrolysis activity. The record is from RefSeq and is a predicted model, not a curated record. NCBI's taxonomy places the organism in Eukaryota, Fungi, Ascomycota, Eurotiomycetes, Eurotiales, Aspergillaceae. The transcript is spliced from 11 exons.